Molecule: messenger RNA, 1499 nt
Organism: Papaver somniferum (opium poppy)
Lineage: Eukaryota; Viridiplantae; Streptophyta; Magnoliopsida; Ranunculales; Papaveraceae
Exons: 2
Coding region: 418-990 (190 amino acids)
Source: RefSeq, a predicted model, not a curated record
UGAAUCAUUAUUAUCCAGUUGGUUGUUAUUUGGGUUAAACUCCAUUGUUACUUUCUUGUACUCUUGGAUUAGAGUUUGCUCCUGGAUUGGAAUGUUUUAUCGGUUGCUUUAAGGAGUGGAUUCUUCUUGUUUUCAAAUCGCUUCCGUGUGCCAUAUCAUGUGGAUUCAGAGCUACUGUUCGUUCCUGUCGUAUCUAGAAUAAUCGGUCGAGGAUUCCUGAGCAAUCUAGAUAUUUUAUCAUAAGAAAAAAAGAAAAAUAAAUCUUUGAUCUUGUUUGAAAAGUUGAAAGCAGUUGAGGAUUUGGGUUCUUAUCAUCAUCUCUUAGACGAGAGAGAGCAUUGGUUCCGCGGAAAUGUUGAUGGGAGUACUACCUGCCAUUUUAUAAUCGAUGGUGAUUGUGUGGAAAAUUUGGUAUCCAUGAGAUUGGUGGAAUCACUUGGUCUCGAAAUGGAUUGGUACCCUCAUCCAGAUCAGAUUGACAAUGUCAAGAAUGGAGUAACUAUUUGUGUUGGAGUUUGCAGGCUACCAUUUUCCUUCGGAAAAUAUUAUUCUGACACUAUUAUUUGCGAAGUAGAUGACAUAGUUGUUGGUGAUAUCGUCUUGGGAAGGCCGUGGUUAUCCGAUGUUGGUGCAGUUCGUAGAGGCUGGGAGAACUCGUACGAAUUUAGAUGGGGAAGGACAAAGGUAAUAUUAACUCCAUUUCCUAGACCUGGAGUUAUCAAGGAGCAUUUGCAAGAUGUAGUUGAAGAUGACCUUACUACUGAUGGUGCUUGUCACAAGAACGUAAUUGUUACUUCCUUGAUUUCAAGUGAGAUGACCAGUUCCGAAGUACAGUCUCACCUCUGCCCAUGUAAAGAUCCUUGUAGUAACUUCUGUACACCAACCUUUUGGGGAUAUUGCAUGACCGUGCUUGGAAAGUUUCUUGGGAGUUCUUACAUUGUAAGGAUGGUAGCAAACAUCACUUCCCGACUAGUUGGUACGUGCAUGUAACGCAGACUGUGAAGCUGAAUUUCUUUUCGGAUUGGCUAGUGAUACCAAUGCACAAUUCAAAAUCAAGUUGCGUCACUAGUGGCAGUUCCAAGUUCCUCUCGUCAAUUUGUCAUUUUUAUGUAAACUCGAGGCGAGUUUCGUCGCAGUGGGGGAGCUUGAUACGGGACGUAUAUUUGGGAUUCACGUGCAUUUCAAGAUACGACAAAUAUCUUGGAUAUAUCUUUGGUUCAAUGUUUCGUGUCUUAGGAUAUUCUUUGAAUUUGUUUGUCGGUUAGUUUCCUAGUCAAAUAAGAUAUGGAACUUUAAAGAUAAAUAUCUUUAGGAGUCAAAGUUGUUAGGAUAAACUUCACACGUAUGUGAAGUUCUGGUCAGUCGAUGGUUAUAAGUAGUCUUUUCUUUCUGUUUGUCAAGUAGCUUGCGAGCUCGUCUAUUGAAUUAUUAUUAACCAGUUGGUUGUUAUUUGGGUUAAACUCCAUUGUUACUUUCUUGUAAUUUUGGAUUAGAGUUUU